CGAUUGAGGGCGCUAGACAUCAAUCACGAAAUUUCUAUUGUUCUUUUUUAACAAGAAAGCGUCUGGACGGACGGAAGCUAAGUCCUGUUUUCAGUGGCAGAAUAGGAGCAGAUCUCCAGCUACCAUCUGUAGAAGCAGCGGAAUAACAUGACGUCCCAUUACAGAGACAAGGGUCCCCUUGAUUGCAAGGUCUACGUCGGUGACCUGGGGAGCUCAGCUGCAAAGCACGAAAUUGAAGAGGCCUUUGGGAAGUAUGGCCAUAUCACCAAUGUCUGGAUCGCCAGGAACCCGCCUGGUUUCGCCUUCGUGGAGUUCCUAGACGACAGGGACGCAAAUGACGCUGCAAAGUGCAUGGAUGGGAAGUAUCUCUGUGGAAAGCGCGUCCGCGUUGAGAUGUCCAGCGGCAGAUCCAGGCGUCCCAGAGUUCGUGAGCGUGACUUCCACCGGUCCAACUGGGGCGGUGGCGGCGGUGGAGGGGGAUACCCGUCCGGCCGGUACGGUGGAUACAGCGGAGGCGGCUGGAACAGAUCAAGAUACAGCCGUAGCAGGAGUCGAAGCAGAUCUCCUAGGCGCUACCGAUCUCGCAGCAGAUCACCACGCCGUCGAUCGCCAAGUAGAUCACCACGUCGUCGAUCGCCGAGUAGAUCACCACGCCGUCGAUCGCCAAGCAAAUCUCCACGACGUCGAUCACCCGUCUUUAAAAGGAGCAGAUCCCAUUCUCGUGACCGAUCGCGCGGAAAAUCCCGGGAGCGUUCCCGAUCUCACGAACGAUCCAAGGGGCGGUCCCGAUCCCACGACCGCUCCAGAGGGCGGUCCAGAUCCCGCGACCGCUCCAGGGGCCGCUACCGAUCACGGUCCAAGAGCCCCCGCUACGAGAAGUCCCGAUCCCGUUCGCGUUCCCGCACUCCCGAAGAUAACAAGGAUCAUCAUUCCUACGAGGAUAACUCUCCCAGUCACCAGCAAGAAAACGACGGUGGGGACUAGAUGACAAAGUUUGGUGUAAACUAGUCACCUGCUGGACUACAUGUAUUAUUAGCUUUGCACAGGCCCUGGUAACACAAAACUUUAAUUGAUCGUGGAGCUGAUUUUACGAUUGAUCAUACACAAUAAUCAAUGCAAUCAAUCAUAGAAAUCAGCCAGAUGUUCAAUUGCUAAGCUUUGUGUUACGGGGCCCAGGAAUCAUCCGGUUCCAGUAGGGAAUGCGAUACAUAUCCCAAAGAGGGUUUAUGCCUUUUUAGGAGUUUUAAAAUCAUUCAAUAACAGUAUAAGGACUUCAAAGCUGUUAUCAAUUUGGGAUUUUAUGUGUUCAUGAGUGGAUGAAAAAUUUUAAGAAUUAAGGUGCAUUAGUUCUUUGGUGAGGUAUAUUGCAUGUAAGUGAUUUUAAUCAUCAUUCACAAGGCAUGCUAAAUUGGCACUCUCUUAUCCACUCGCCAUGCAUAUAACAUGAGCUACCUACAUACCUGCAUAUUUUAGAAUUAUUUUCCCCCUAUUGCCUCGCCUUUUAUUUGGGGGGAGGGGCCUUUUCUUAAUGACCUCUUUGAAUUUCUUUCAAUUAGGAAAUAUAAAUGGUAUGCAUGUUUGUAUUCGAAACAUAUUUUUGUAUAACAACUUCAUAACCCGUUCUCUUGCUGAUAUUGACUCUAUUACAAAGAGCCUACCCUUAUGCACAUUUAACACAUACUGGUCUGUUCCCUUGUAUAGACAUAUCAUUGGACAGGAGGGCUUAAUAGCAUUGUUACUCUUGUUAAUAAUAAUAAUACAUGAGAUUUAUUAAGCGCACCUUCCAUCUUGGUUAGAUGCUCAAGGCGCUUCAGAGCAGAACAACAAAAACUAUUUACAUGUAAUACAUGUCUGAACAAUAAGUCAAUGUUCUAUUAAUAUGUAUUUUUCAGUUCUUUUAAAAACAAAAACUUGGUUAUAGUAUUUUACUUGUAAACUGGUAAAUAGUUUUCAUGAUCACUUCUUUUAGAAUUUUGAAACGAGAAUCACAACUUCAUGUCAAAUCAUGUACGGAUUAAAUAUUUUCCUGCAUGGAAUAGCUCAGAUGUUGUUCUACCUUAAAUUUAGCAUUGGCAAGUCAAGUCACUCUGGUUGAAUAAGCUGAUAUUGACAAAAUGCCCCUCUUUUUAAUGAGAAUAAUUUAGUCCAGUCCAUAUUUUAUUGUUUGAAAUAGACAUGAAAUGAAAAGUUGCUUUGCCCAAUUGAUCUUGGGGCCCGGCAGAAGCUUUGCACCGCCAGAUUGAUGAUGAGGCUCUAUCCCAUGAAAUGUUGGAACGCCAAACAGGGUAGCAGCAACUUCCAUCUUUGACAUCGUUUGGUCUGACAUGAAUUUGGCAAACAUUCCUGGUGCUUGCAUGUACCAAAGAUUUUUUUUUCUAACAAGAUUCAAGAGCUAUCUGAAACAAAGAAACAUCCAAACUCUGACCAAGAUUUACUCAAAUGUAAUGUAAAGAUGCCCUGAAUCACUUUUGUACAUCCUUUUCACUUUAUAUGUCCUCCUGCAAUUAUGUUCAUUAUUUUGGGAGCAUUUGGGGGGGGGAUGAGUAGCCAAAUUGAAGACUUAUUCGUAAGCACCAAUUAAAAGGACCAUUUCAUUUCUCCUUUAUAAAAUGAAAGAAAGAAUAGGUUUAGUGUACAUAUCACACAUUUCUAUUGCCAAAUAUUGCUUAUCUGUCAUUCAUGUUUUAAUCUAUAUUUGCAUACAUUCAUUCACCUGUCAAACUUUCCAUUUUACUUGCAUGCUUGGUGUAGAAAUUAAAUUUUGCAUCAUUAGAAGAGAGGGAGAGAAAGGACAUUAAUAUUUGUACUCACCAUUGUUUAUCAUGAGUGAAAAACUUAUUUGCUGCAACAAACAAGUAUUUUUGUUACAUGUACAUGUAGUAAAUUGAUUUGGAUAAUUCACUCUUACAUAGAACAAGUUAGUGUGAAUAUUUUGUUAUGUAGGCCACAAGAACAAAUCUGUUAGCCUCUUUUAUGAAAAGGGAGAAAAAAAUAUGAAUUUGUUUUUCAUCAAUUAAAUUUAAUGGCAUUUUCAUGAGGUGUUUGUUAAAUACCAAGAUUUUAGUGCUUUUCCCUUGAAGACAUCUUUCGGUUUCUUUUUCUGUUGUUUUUACUAUUAUUAUUACAACUACACUGGCAAGAGACAUUUCACCCCCUAAGUUUAGGGGUUCAAUACUAAAUUCUAUUGUGUUUGAAACUUUAUUGUAGGUGUUUCUUAAAGGUCUGUUAUCUGCUCAAAUUAGUAUUACAGCACACUUGCUUAUAACUGUAUGCAUAUUUUCAAUUUGCCGCUGAUGGAUACACACGUUCAUAUAUAAACCAUUUGUUAUGAAUUUGUUACAUCAUUUAAAUAUAUAUUACAUGAAUAUGU
Messenger RNA from Lytechinus variegatus (green sea urchin), 3370 nucleotides. RefSeq names its product probable splicing factor, arginine/serine-rich 6. The coding region runs from base 148 to 984 and encodes 278 amino acids. Gene Ontology annotation, molecular function: RNA binding. The record is from RefSeq and is a predicted model, not a curated record. Gene Ontology annotation, biological process: mRNA splicing, via spliceosome. Gene Ontology annotation, cellular component: nucleoplasm; cytoplasm; ASAP complex. NCBI's taxonomy places the organism in Eukaryota, Metazoa, Echinodermata, Echinoidea, Temnopleuroida, Toxopneustidae. The transcript is spliced from 6 exons.